Monodelphis domestica (gray short-tailed opossum) is the source of this 3627-nucleotide messenger RNA. RefSeq names its product flavin-containing monooxygenase 1. Gene Ontology annotation, molecular function: N,N-dimethylaniline monooxygenase activity; flavin adenine dinucleotide binding; NADP binding. NCBI's taxonomy places the organism in Eukaryota, Metazoa, Chordata, Mammalia, Didelphimorphia, Didelphidae. The record is from RefSeq and is a predicted model, not a curated record.
UCCUCCUUUGAUUUUUAGGAUUUCCAGUUUGUCUUCAAUUGGGGAUUUUUAAUUUGUUCUUUUUCUAAUUUUUUUAGUUGCAUGCCCAGUUCAUUGAUCUGCUUUUUUCUCUAUUUUAUUGCUAUAAGCAUUCAAGGAUAUAAAUUUUCCCAAGCUCUACUUUGACUGUAUUUCAUAAAUUUUGAUAUGUUGUCUUAUCAUUGUCAUUGUCUUUAAUGAAAUCAGUUUUUAUGAUUUUGUUUUUUGACUCACCCAUUUUGAAGAAUUAGAUUGUUUGGUUUCUAAUUAAUUUUUAAUUUGCCUUUCUGUGAACUUUUAUUGAGUAAAUUUGUAUUGCAUUAUAUCUGAAAAGGUUGUAUUUAUUAUUUCUGCUUUUCUGUUUUUGAUUGUGAAGUUUUUAUGUCCUAGCACAUAGUAAUUUUUUCUUUAUGUACCAUAUGCUGCUGAAAAUAAGGUAUAUUUCUUUUAAUCUCUAUUCAAUUUUCUCUAGAUAACUAUUAAAUACAAGUUUUCUAAAAUUUCAUUCACUUCCUUACUUCUUUCUUAUUUAUUUUUUAGUAAGUUUACCUAAUUCUGAUAGGAGAAGCUUGAGAUUCCCCCACAUUUAUAGUUUUAUUGCCUAUUUCCUCCUUAAGAUUCUUUAGUUUCUCUUUUUAAAAUCUGGAUGCUAUGCCAUUUGGUACAUAUAUGUUAAGUACUAUUAUUACUUCAUUUUGACAAUUAUUUUUUAAAGAAGGAAGGAGAUCUAUGAUGCUUUCUCCUAGGGAUGAUUCCCUUCUCUCUCUUACUCUUUCUCUUCUCUCUUAUUCCACUAUCCCACUUUCUUCAUACCCUAAAAAUGGAAUUUGAAAUAUAAGCCAGAAAAAACUCCACAAGUAGUUUGAAGAGCCCUAGAUAUAUUGCUAAAAGGAAGCUGAUGCUAUUAGGUCUGUAUCUAGUUCUAUUGAUCUGAGAAAUUAGAGCUUUUGUUCAUUUAUCCUCAGUUAAGAAUUGAUUUAAGGUCAACUACUUUACUCAUUUCCCUCUUUUGUUAGACCCAUGACUCAUAGGAUCAUAAAUUUAGAUAUGAGAGGAACCUUAAAAACCAUCCAAUUGUAUUGGCUUAAAGUCACACAGCUGCUAAGUAGCAGAGCCAAGACUCAGAAUUUCAAAACUUCAGAUAUUUUCUGGACGUGAAUCUAGUGCUCCUUUGCCUAUAUCAAUCUGGUAUCUGAUUCACCUAUGUGGCUUACUAUCCUGGUGCCAUCCAACAAUGACAGUACUGGAGCCCUAAGAGAAGUGCCCCUCUGGUCAGCAUCUAUAAUCUCACCAGCACCCUGGCACUCCCAUUGAUAAAAACAUAGAUCCUUGAAGUAAUAAAGUAAGUGGAGAGAGAGCUGAGAUCUUGAAGAAGGAUUGGCAUUCACCUUGAGGAGUCCUAGCAUAAGAAGCAACUGAAGAAACUCUUCUUGGUCCUUGCCUGACACAAAAGACCAUGGCCAAGCGAGUUGCAAUUAUUGGAGCUGGUGUGAGUGGACUCGCCUCCAUCAAAUGCUGCUUGGAAGAGGGGCUGGAGCCCACCUGCUUUGAAAGGAGUGAUGACAUUGGAGGAUUAUGGCAAUUUACAGAACAUGUAGAAGAGGGCAGGGCUAGCCUUUAUAAAUCUGUGGUCACUAACAGCAGCAAAGAAAUGUCCUGUUACUCAGACUUUCCUUUCCCAGAGGAUUAUCCAAAUUUUGUGCCACAUGACCAAUUUUUGGAAUAUCUCAAGAUGUACGCAAACAAGUUCAACCUUCUGAAAUGCAUCCAAUUCAAGACUGUUGUCUGCAGUGUGAAAAAAGGUCCAGAUUUCUCUACAUCUGGCCAGUGGGAGGUAACCACUGAACAUAAAGGGAAGCAAGAAUCGGCUAUAUUUGAUGCUGUCAUGGUCUGCACUGGUUAUCUCACUAUCCCAUUUUUGCCACUAGACUCUUUUCCAGGUAUCAAAACCUUUAAAGGUAAGUUCUUACAUAGCAGAGAGUACAAGCAUCCAGACCUGUUCAAGGAUAAGAGAGUCCUUGUGGUUGGCAUGGGCAACUCUGGAACAGACAUUGCUGUGGAGGCCAGUCAUGUGGCUAAAAAGGUUUUUCUCAGCACCACUGGAGGUGCAUGGUUGAUAUAUCGAGUUUUUGACCAGGGGUAUCCUUGGGACAUGGUGUUCACUACUCGAUUUCAAAAUGCAUUAAGAAAUUGCCUCCCAACUCCAGUUUUAAAUUGGCUGAUUGGCAAAAAAGUGAAUAGCUGGUUCAAUCAUGCAAACUAUGGUUUGUUUCCAGAUAACAGGACUUUCUUAAGAGAACCUAUAUUGAAUGAUGAGCUCCCAGGACGCAUAAUUACUGGGAAGGUAUUGAUUAAACCCAGUGUGGAGGCAGUGAAGGAAAACUCUGUUUUGUUUAAGAAUACUCCAAAAGAAGAGCCAGUUGAUAUAAUUGUCUUUGCCACAGGAUAUACUUUUGAUUUUCCUUUCCUUGAUGAAUCUAUAGUGAAAAUUGAAAAUAAUCAGGCUUCUCUAUAUAAGUACAUAUUCCCUGUACAUCUGGAAAAACUAACGUUGGCUGUCAUUGGCCUCAUCAAGCCUUUGGGAUCUUUAGUCUGCACAUCAGAAGUACAAGCCAGAUGGGUCACACGUGUCCUAAAGGGCAUAAAUAAGUUACCACCACCAGAGGUCAUGAGAAAAGAUGUUAACACAGUAAAAUCAAAUAGAGGCACUGGGUUUGGCUUCUACUUCAAAAUGGUUUUGCAAACAGACUGUGUCAAAUACGUAGAUGAGCUAUUGUCCUUCAUCAAUGCAAAACCCAAUGUCUUGUCUCUGCUCCUGGUGGACCCACUCCUGGCUUUUAAGGUUUUCUUUGGCCCACUUACCUCAUACCAAUACCGUCUGACUGGCCCAGGAAAAUGGGAUGGAGCCAGGAACGCCAUUAUGACCCAGUGGGACCGGACAUUCAAGCCAAUGAAAACUCGAGUUGUGCAAGAGCUUCCACAUCCCUUUUUCACCCUACUCAAAGUCUUGGGGUUUUUGGUUCUCCUUGUAGCUGUAUUUCUUAAAUUCUAUUAGUUGAAGCCCUUGACUUCUUAGAAUACAUUGGGUAGCAUAGUAAUCUAGAUUCUCCAUCAGAGCAGAGCCUUAAUUCCUUUGAAUCUUGGGAUAACUAACUCAAGCCUUUAUCCUGUCUGGAAUCCACAUGCAUUCUAAAAACUCUAUAAGAACCCUAACUGGCUAAUAGUCUCUAGUAUCCAUUUCUCACAACUGUGUCCUUCUCCAGUUCUAUACAGAUGAUCUCCAUAUUCUACCUACCUGUUAUGAGGAAAGUUUUCUGCAAACUUAAAAGUACUAUAUAAAUGUGAGCUAUGAUUACAGAAAUUGUAUUUAUCUUUAUUAUCUGCAAUUAAUGUCAGUGUAAUAUUUUUUCCUAUUCUGAUUUUUUCUGAUCAGUUUUUCUGAAUUUUGGUAGUCUAAAAGAAGAUACCAAUCUGAGUACCUACUCUUCCUUCUCCUUGCAGGCAUCUUGUUAAUUCAAUUUGUAUACCAUAAGCAGCCAAGUUUUACAAAUACUGUCUAUGUAGAGAUUAUAUGCUAUGCUCUCUAUUAAAGGAUCAUUAAAAAAGCAA